Penaeus vannamei (Pacific white shrimp) is the source of this 1100-nucleotide messenger RNA. It is a transcript of the gene Trs23, whose product is annotated as trafficking protein particle complex subunit 4-like protein Trs23. The record is from RefSeq and is a predicted model, not a curated record. Gene Ontology annotation, cellular component: TRAPP complex. Gene Ontology annotation, biological process: endoplasmic reticulum to Golgi vesicle-mediated transport. Lineage: Eukaryota; Metazoa; Arthropoda; Malacostraca; Decapoda; Penaeidae.
AUUCGCUGCGACUGAAGUGUAAAUCUUGAAUCCAAUCUGAUGGUGGGAAAGUGUUGAGCCUUUGUGCCUUCUGUGUUUUAGAAAAGGACAACAAACCUCCACAAUGUAUAUUCAGGAGACAUGACAAUUCACAGUCUUUAUAUCCUAAGCAAAUCUGGGGGUCUGAUAUACCAGCUGGAUCACAACAUUCCAACUAUAGAAAAUGAAAAAACCUUUAGCUAUCCUCUAGAGGUUAAACUUGAGGUGCAGAAUAGAAAUAUCAUGGUUGUUUAUGGUCAGCGUGAUGGGAUUAAAGUGGGACACACAUUAGUGUCUGUGAAUGGCAUGAAGGUUACAGGCCAACAGCUUGAUGAUGGACGUGAUGCCAUGCAGGUUCUCGCCAAUGAGACAAACUAUCCUAUUAACCUGAAGUUUGCACGACCCAAGUUGACCACAAACGAGAAGAUUUUCCAGGCGUCAAUGUUUUAUCCUCUCUAUGCACUGGCAUGUCAACUAAGUCCAGAGACAAGAAGCUCAGGGAUAGAGACUAUUGAAAGUGACAACUUCAGGAUGAAUUGCUUCCAGACACUAACAGGAGUGAAGUUUAUGCUUAUCUCCGACCCCAAGCAGGCAGGCAUAGAUACCCUUCUCCACAGAGUAUAUGAAAUCUACUCUGACUUCGCCCUCAAGAACCCCUUCUAUUCCUUAGAGAUGCCCAUAAGAUGUGAACUCUUUGAUGAACACAUAAAAUCCACUCUUGAACAGGCUGAGAGAUUAGGAAUAAGCAGUAUAUGAAUUGUAUGGUACGUUUCUCAUGAUGAAUAUAUAUCACCACAUAUGAAGGUUUACGGAUUUUCAUCUUCAUGACUGUAAUUAUUGUAUACUAGAAAGAACUUGUACAUGUAUCAUUUUCUUACAAAUAUGAUUUAUUAUGUAUAAAGUGAACAUUCUGGUACUGAGCAAUAUAUCAAGGAAGAUAUGCUGACUCUCUAAUAUACAGAAAAUUUUCUUGAUCAUAGAAGAUGCUGGUUCCACAGUGACUGAUUGGAAUUACCAUAAUGAAAUAUAGAUAUAUGAUUUGAUUGUGUGAUUGUUACUUAGGACAGUAAAGGAUAAAGAAA